AUGGAGCCGGCUUGUGGUUCCUGUAGAAGGUCCAAGGUUCGAUGUACGCACCGCAAGCCCGUCGUCAACCCAAGAGACGGUAAGUCUUGUAUAAAGAAUCCCAUUAUUCUGUUCUUGGGGCGCUGUUUAACCUGUAUAUCUGCAGAUGCCUUUCAGUCAGAAGCACAAAGACCUAUUCAGCCUAAAGAAAGUGAUCAACUUUCACGGGACGAUCCUGCACAGGAUGAUCCGGGAGAGGGUUCCUCAAAAAGAGCAGGUCUUAGGCCCAAGAGCCAACCAGCCGAUACGCCAGAUGGUAAAAUCCCUCCAAAGCCAAGGGGUAGACCUCGAAAGCAUCCCGAGGAGACUCAAGCAGUAGUUAAUAAGGGGAAAGCUGUAGAGGAACCAGAAUCCCCACCUAAGCGACCCAGACGCGGGCGUAAGCCUGCCCAACGCAUCGGAAGCAGUGCUCAAGGUAAGAGUGGCCAGGCUACCGCCCCCGAGCCAGCAGCUGCAACAGUUCCGACUGAAACAAUGGCAGCAAAUAUCUAUAUCGCGACGAACAUGGCUCUAAACAAUGUCCUGGCUGAAAAUUUUCAAGAAACCGUGCGUGAAUGUGAAGUGAAGUGGCAGGCGGUGUCGGACUCACUUGGAGAAGCCAUGGACUCCUUCCGUGAAGCCAAGCGGAAAAUAGAUGCUUGGCUUGAUAUGUGGAAGAAGGGGGAAGUCUAG
Aspergillus oryzae RIB40 is the source of this 711-nucleotide messenger RNA. RefSeq lists its product as uncharacterized. NCBI's taxonomy places the organism in Eukaryota, Fungi, Ascomycota, Eurotiomycetes, Eurotiales, Aspergillaceae. The record is from RefSeq and is a predicted model, not a curated record. The transcript has a single exon. The coding region runs from base 1 to 711 and encodes 236 amino acids.